This is a messenger RNA of Trichoplusia ni (cabbage looper), 2256 nucleotides long. Its product is annotated as zinc finger protein 90-like. Bases 204 to 2120 code for a protein of 638 amino acids. The transcript is spliced from 11 exons. NCBI's taxonomy places the organism in Eukaryota, Metazoa, Arthropoda, Insecta, Lepidoptera, Noctuidae. Gene Ontology annotation, biological process: regulation of transcription by RNA polymerase II. Gene Ontology annotation, cellular component: nucleus. Gene Ontology annotation, molecular function: DNA-binding transcription factor activity, RNA polymerase II-specific; zinc ion binding; RNA polymerase II transcription regulatory region sequence-specific DNA binding. The record is from RefSeq and is a predicted model, not a curated record.
UCCUAUCCAUGGUUUCUGAUCUGAUUGUUCUGUCACUGUAGCUAUAAAUGAAGUUUACUAUUGCUAGGAAAGUGUAAAAAAUUGAAUUCGCAUUUGUACAGGAUCUAUGAUGCACUGUUUGAUAAUUGUUAUGUUAUAUCAACAAGAACAUUUUCAUAAAUGUUAAGAUUAAAAAAAGAUUAAGUUAUUUUAAUAACUCUACAAUGGCUAUGAACGUUACUGAUUUGUGUAGAUUAUGUGCUAAGAAAGUUUUCGACGACUUCUCUAAAGAUCUUUUGGAUGAAAGCAAUAGAAAUGUUUUGAAAUUAAUACAAGAUUUUGUACAAAUAAUGAUUUAUGACAGUGACAACAUGCCUACUAAAAUUUGCCUGAAUUGUGAAGAGAAAUUGGUUUCAUUCCAACUAUUUAUUCUUGAAUGUUAUAAAGUGCAAGAAAAUCUUAAAAGGCUUCAUGAAGAAAAUUUAAACAGUGCUACGGAUAUUAAAAUAGAAAACACAAAAUACAUUGAUUUUGCAGUGCCAAUAAAAUCAGAGGUCAAAGAUGAAGUGUCUGCAGAAGAUUUUGUUAGUGCAUUAAAUAAUCAACAAUCAUUAUCUGAGAUAGAUUUGUAUACUGAUGCUCAUGAUGAUCAUAUUGACGACGAUGCACAAAAUGAUGAUGAUAUUCAGCAGGAUGACAAUGUGGACAAUGACUAUGAUGAAGAUGAUGAGAAUGAUGAUGAUGAUGAAGAUAAUGAGAAUGAUGAUGAUGAGCUAUUAGAAGAUGUUGCUAUAGCAACAUUAAAAUCUAGAAAAUAUAAACGUAUUAAGAGAAAGGAAAUUACUGAACAAGAAGCAGAGGAAUUCAAUCAAAUCCUAAGAAAAGCUAAUUUGUCAGUGAAAGAUUUAAUUAAAUUGGAAUGUAAUUUCUGUUCAGAAAAACAAAAGUCAUGGAGUAAUUUACGUUUACAUUAUGCAGUAAAACAUAAGAGUAAACCAUUUGCAUUCUGCUUAUGUGGUUUUGUUGUGAGGUCUAAAAGUGUUCUAUAUAAACAUGUGACUGAUCACAAGCUAGAAAGUCGAAAAGUGCUUAAGAAUAAUCCUGACCUGGCAACUGAAAAACAGGAUAUGAAAGGUUACAAUUUAAAUGUGAAAGAUUUUAUAAGGUUUAUAUGUCCCAACUGUGAUAAGGAAUGUUCAAGCUGGUAUACGUUGAAGGCUCAUAGUGAAAGAAUUCAUAAAGUACCACCAGUAGUAUCUUGUAUGUGUGGUAUCAUCCUGAAAUCCAAGUCAGUCAUGUACAAACAUGUACAGGACCAUAGAAAUCCUAAUGUAUUGGCAUGCGAUAAAUGUCCGCGCAUUUCGAAAAACCUGUCCGCCUUAAAUAAACAUAAGAUGAGGCAUAUACCAAAAUCUGAAAGGAAGUUUUGCUGUUCAUCAUGUGAUAAAAUAUUUACAUCUAGGGAUGCUUUAAAAUCACACGAAAGAUCUCACAUACCUAUAGAAGAACGUAAAAUAUAUCAUUGUGAAAUUUGCAAUAUGAAGUUUACAACUCGUUCAUCGGCGGCGUCGCACAAGCGCGUAGUGCACGACAAGAUCAAAGGCUACGUGUGCGACCUCUGCGGGUACGCGUGCGGGACCAACGGCGAGCUGCGACAGCAUCGAGCCAUACACAGUGAUGAGAAACCGUUCGGCUGCAGGAAGUGUCCCAAACAAUUUAAGACCUAUUCAAAUUUGAAGACGCAUAUGGAUACUCACGAGGACACUUCGUACGAGUGUUACAUCUGUCGGCGGGUGUUGAACAGCCGCCGAACCCUUCGUAAACAUCUGCUGGUGCACGAAGAUAAGUGCAGACAUGUCUGUUCUUACUGCAACAAGGCAUUCAAAAGGAGGCAGACAUUGAAGGUGCACAUGUACACGCACACGGGCGACAAGCCGCUGUCGUGCAAGUGGUGUGACGAGCGCUUCUCGUACGCGUCCACGCUGCGCUCGCACCGCCUGCGCUGCCACCCCGACAAGAUGACGCACGCGCACGACUCUUUCACCAAUUACGGACAGAUUGCUCUGCAACAGGAUUACAUCAAGAACGACGUGCCAGCCGUGAACAUUCCAGUUGCGAAAAACGAAGUCGAGGCUAUAUAGAGUUAAGUGAUGUACAAUUGUUACGUACGCGUACGCAGUCUGAUGUAUAGGUAGCUAUUUGAUCAGGUAGCUAUAGUUAAUGUAUAACUUCUAUUAUAUAGAUACAGUGUAGCUAUUAUAUGAUAUUAAAUUUAUA